CCUCCAGACUUGGCCCUGUCAGCUGCUCUGCUCUAGGCUGAGUCGAGCUGCGUUUUUUAUUCGGGUCUGCACUUUAUUUGGAAACUGAUUGUCAACCGAACCGUCCUUGAGAAGGGCACCGACCUGGGAAAAUGAUGGUUCCGGAACCGCUGCGUUCAGCUAUGACUAUCAGGGGCGUGGAGGACACGUCGCUCGCGGUGCCGUCCGACAACAGGCUGCGCUCCGGACAGCAGCGCGUGCUGGAUCAAGUGCACACCAUCAAGAGGAGCAAGUCAAAAUCUGGGAAGAACGGCACAGUAUCGCCCACAGCUAUAAGCCCACUACCGCAGUCGCAGUCAACAUAUGAGUUUGGAACCUUCAAGUUUUCUCCGACCAAACUAAACGGCUUGUUCAGCCGCUCCAACUCCACUCAGUCAGGAGGCUACAGCAGCAAAGUGGGACAUACUCAGAGGAGUCGCACUCUAUCUGCUAAAGCCUCCAAAGGAGCACAUUACCUAAGCUCAGGUGUAUGGGAACAGAACAACUUUGCCAACCAGUGCCAGACUUCAAAUGGGCUGAGAACCGCUCGCAGUGACCCGGCCUUGGCUCAUCAAUUUGUUGCUGUUCCUGCAGGCGGAACCGUUAUGAGAACCAAAGGACAGGUGGUCCAGAACAACACCAUCCAGAAUCGAGUCAAUAGACAUAGCGUCUAUUCUACGACCAGUAACCAACAGAUGACCAACAGCCAGACACGCAUCGGCAAGCCGCCCUCCAUGCACUCUGUGACUGACGGCAGGAUGGGCACCAUCAAAAUGUUCAACACCGAGCAGAUAUCAGCGGUGAACAGCUCCGCGAACAUGUCAGAUAUGACCCUGAGGCAGGCUGUAGAGUUCCUCUCUCACUCCGAUGAGAAUUACCAGCAACUUGGAGCCAGUUUCAUUCAACACACCACCUACAAAGAGGAGGCCAGCAAACAGGAGGUUUCCAAACUAGGAGGUAUUCCGGCUCUUGUGACGCUGCUGCGGAGCGCCAACCCUGGGGUGAGCCAGGCUUCUGCUGGCGCUCUGAGGAACCUGGUGUUUAAAGACCAGGCCAACAAGCUGGAGGUUCAGCACUGUGGCGGUAUCGCUAAGUCCCUGCAGCUACUGAAGGAGUCAGAUUCUACUGAGACCCAGAAACAAAUAACUGGCCUGCUCUGGAACCUGUCCUCUGCCGAAGAGCUGAAGGCAGAGCUCAUCGCAACAGCGCUGCCCGCCCUGACUGAGAAUGUGGUGGUACCUUUCACCUGCUGGUCAGACAAAAGCACCAACAACAACAUCCACCCUGAUGUCUUCUACAGCGCGACAGGGUGCCUGCGGAACCUGAGCUCCGGCAAAAAGAAGGAGAGAGUGGCAAUGAGAGAUUGCAGUGGCCUCAUCGACUCCCUCAUGAGUUACAUGCAGUCCUGUGUGGCGGAGGACAACCCUGAUGACAAGUCUGUGGAGAACUGUGCAUGCAUCCUCCAUAACUUGACCUACAGGCUGGAGGACGAGUCCCCUGGGUGCUACAGCAAGUUCCAACCUGUGGAAAAGAAAAGCUCCACGGUUGGAUGCUUCAGCCCCAAGAGCAGCAAGGCCCAAAAGGAGUUUUCACUUGACGCGGUACGGGGGAUGCCAGAGGAGAGCACCCCGUCAGGUGUGAACUGGUUGUGCCAUUCCAAAGCCAUGCAGACCUAUAUGUCUCUGCUGGGCUCGUCCAAGAAAGAUUCCACCCUGGAAGCCUGCUGCGGUGCCCUCCAGAACCUCACCAGCUCCCAGGGAUUUGGGUCCAGUGCCAUGAGUCAGUUAAUGGUUCAAAAGAUGGGGGCUCUCAUAAACAUACCACCCCUUUUAAAAUCUUCUAACCCGAGCGUGCAGAAGACUGCCCUGUCCCUGCUGGGUAACAUGUCUCGGACCAGCAGUUUGCAGAGCUCCAUGGCAAAGCAGAUUCUGCCUGAGAUCACCAGCCUCCUCUCCUCUUCCCCGAAAGUGAUGGGAAACUCAGACGAAACCAUAGUAUCAGCUUGCAACACAGCACGCAAUCUGAUGUUUGCCAACACUGAGAUGAGCAAGAGUGUCGUCGAUAAUAGUCUGGUGUUAUCAAUGUGCGAGCUCAGCAAGAACGGGUCUUUCCCAAAAGGCAGCAAAGCAGCUUCGCUGUUUCUCUACAGCUUAUGGAAUGAUAAGAAUUUGCAAGGCAUUGUGAAAAAGAUGGGGUUUGACAAAUCACUUUUUGUCAAUGAUUACACCACUUCAUUGUACAACAUGAUGCAACAGUGAGUGACAGCAGAGUAGAACAGCACCACAGAGAUCGAGAAGUUUGAUUGUUUCUGAAAUACUUGCAUCUGCAUAUCUUCCGAUUUAAAGGCUUAGUUGGGCCACAUUGAGCUGAAUUCUUCUUAUGAGGUUUAACUUUUUAUUUUAUUUUCCUGCAUUUACUCCUGUGUGUGUGCUCGCAGUUGAAAACCAACAUGUUUGGACACUGCUGUGGGCACACCCUUGCAACAAAGAGAGCAAUCAUUCAUUGUACAUCAAAAAGAGAGCUUUUCAUUUCCUGGAUAAUUUUGUGGUGUGUUAGGUAUGUAAUUUGGAUCUGUUUCUGUCUGUGUAUAUAAAGGGUGAGUGUGUGUUUGGUAGGUGAAGUGUGCAUGGCUGCAGAAACCCGGUUCUUCCGGCCUGAGAAGUGCAGUACACCAGACAAUGUUAUCUGCAGGGAAAGUUACUUAAGCCAUGCAGAGAUUAUCUGGUUUCCUGAAUGCAAUUGUUUGUUUGUAUGCAGUUAAAAUGUUCUUAUCCUUACCUUCUGCUGCCUUAAGGGCUGAGCAGCCAAACAAUAAAGUAAUAGGAAAAGUUAAAAUGAGAUACACUUUCUGUAUCUUUGAUAUUGUGGCUUUCACAUGACAGGAAAUAAUUAUAACUUUACAUUGCAGUACUAAAUCUAAAGGCUUUGUGCCUUUUGAUUUAGUACUUUGGGCUUUGUUGUUUUGUCAUUAGUUUUUUUGUUAAUUCGUUUUUUAGAACUGUGUUUUGUCUUGUUUUAAUAGAGUAAUUGGAGACUUUUCUAGCUUCUACAAUCUUAGUUAUGUUCACGGAUAACAUACAAUGUAUUUUUAAGAUAUAAAAUAUUACAAAAUGUUAACAUAUACUAAGUGUUAUAAGUCUGUUAGAUUAGAAUGAUACAUAUGAACUGGAAUAGAUUUUAACAUUGAAAUAGUAUUUGUUAAAGUAUGAAGCCUUCUGUAAAAAUGUUUUUUUUAUAAUACAUGAAUCUGAAACUGUUCAUGGACCCCCUGGCAGAGUGCCACAGGCUCAACAUGUAACCCCAUCUGUGUCCAUUCACUUUGGUUAACUAUGUAUAUAAAAGUGGAGCAUUAUUAACAGUCAGUUAUCGCCCUGAAAACACUUUUGAGUCUAAUUGAAUAAUUAUCAACAGAUAACAUAACUCGACACAUGCAGUGUUAGCUGCUGGCUGCACAUUAAGAGCCUUUAAGUGUGAUUCAACCGAAGUCUCAAUAGGGAGAUAAUAAAGGGGCUGUGCCCUCGAACGCAGGUCUAAUGAAUUAUUAUCCGUCUACACCCCCUCAGGGAGGAGAAGUUGCAUCUUUAACCAAACAGUAUAUGUAAAUGAUUUUUUAUUUUAAAAAAACCUGAUUCUUCACCUAAAACUGUCCUAUGUAAGGUUUGCUACUUUGGCUAAACACUAUAAUAGGAUCAUUACUCACCUCAUAACCAGAUCUUUCAGGAAAGACACAAUAUGUCUUUCCUGAAAACCGGUUUUAAAUCCUACUACAAUGCUUUUUUAAAGACCCAGCACAACAAAUAUUUGAAGCAAAGAUAAUAGAUAGUGAAAACCUUCAGGGAUUUUCAAUGACUCCAACAAUAAACUACAGUGGACUGUUUUUGAGCUUUAGUUAUCCUGCUGAUGUUCCUUUCAAUCUGGGAAGAUUGAUGUCAGUAUUGCUUAGAAAUGUGUUUUGUAAUAAGUAAGAAAUGUGUGUGUGUGUGUGUGUGUGUGUGUGUGUGUGUGUGUGUGUGUGUGUGUGUGUGUGUGUGUGUGUGUGUGUGUGUGUGUGUGUGUGUGUGUGUGUGUGUGUGUGUGUGUGGCUUAUAAUUAGGAGCUUCUCCUGUCACAGUCUGUACAGAGAAUAAAUAAUGCAUAUCAAAAACUA
Molecule: messenger RNA, 4165 nt
Organism: Eleginops maclovinus (Patagonian blennie)
Lineage: Eukaryota; Metazoa; Chordata; Actinopteri; Perciformes; Eleginopidae
Gene: pkp1a
Product: plakophilin-1
Exons: 14
Coding region: 132-2276 (714 amino acids)
Biological process (GO): cell-cell junction assembly; cell-cell adhesion; intermediate filament bundle assembly
Cellular component (GO): adherens junction; plasma membrane; cytoplasm
Molecular function (GO): cadherin binding
Source: RefSeq, a predicted model, not a curated record